AUGUCAACAACCACCACCUACACUCAUCGUACAUAUUUACAAGCACGGGGUUCUAUGAUUUCCACAUCGACAACUAGCUGUCUUCGAUGCGGCAACUUGUCAACCUUUCUGGAUAAUGUCGCUGUCCCUGCAUCGAACGAGCCUUUACAAUUUCUCUACCCUUCUUUCGCGAAAGGUAUCUUACUAGGGUGCCAGGCUUCGGAAUCUCGAGCUCGUUUCUCGUCUACCCGACGGUCCAAACUGCGCGGAAAUCACAAGAAGUUUCAGCAGCCGUAUACAUCAGUCAAUGCGAAGUCUCGUCGAUGGCUGACUCAAGGCAGCCAUUUGGCUACGAACGGUAAUGUUGGAGAUGUUGAGGUUAGUCCUCGGGCGGAGACUUCGUAUCCCGAACUUUACCGCGAUGCCGACCUCGAUCGGUUCGACGAUGGUGGCAGACGAACCGAUCGUUUACGUACGAGAGCUAACGAGCAUGAGACGGGACCACGCAUCGAACCCGAAGUCGACAAGAUCUUAAAUCAUAGAUCCUCUAAUGAGCCCAUGUUCGACGAGGGCACGAUUAACGGAAACGUGGAGUAUGGACAUAUGGAAAAUGAAGUCUUCAAUGCAGGAGAAUAUGCUUUGACGACUCCGAUGAUGCAGUCAGAAGUACCCCCUCCUGACGACCGGAAGCUUCUGACUUUAAUGCGCAAACGUGAUAUGGCUCUGGCCGCGAUGACGGCCUACGCGAAUACGCCAGGGGAAUCGAAAAAAUUGAGAUAUCGACAAUUCAUAGCAUUAAAGCCCAAGAAUAAACAUAAAAGACGGCCUCACUGGACAGAGUUAAUGGCCCGGCUUGAAAGGAUGCACCAUGAAACGAUCGUGGAGCCGAUAAAAGGCACACGCAAGGAAAUUCUAUUGCGAGAAGAAACGGUUGCAUUUUUCUCGGGCACUACCAGAUCGAUGGAGAAUAUCUGGUACGUUCGGAUUCGAAAUGGAUGUAAGGUCCACGUGUUGGACUCUAUUGAGAGUGAGGGUAUAUAUCGCAAAGUGGUCCUUACUGGAACGAAACGAGUGAUUGAGCUCGUAGAGAAGCAGCUUCAACAAUUCGAUGAGCAGAUUCGGCAAUCAGAUGUACCCCCUGUCGUUCCCUCAAUGCUUGCUUUGCGCCAGCAAGGCUUGACGCCUCCCCUAGUUCGAAGAUGGUGGUUCUCCCCUUCGGACCAUGAUAACCGCAUGAUAGUCUCAAAACCUGUGUCAGGUACUGUGGUGACUAGCGUUCGGGCGUUUAACAGCUUAGUCGAGCAAUGGGUCUAUUAUGAACCCCCUGUGAAAGGACGCUGGCACACCAGUUUAGUGAAAGACGAACUUGUCGCUUUAUUUACCAGGCCGGAAAACAAGCUCUAUUUCUCGUCCAAUGCCUUACACUUAGCUCUAAAUUUUCUGACGGAACACGAGUUUCUUAACUCAGUUCGCAAGGUAUUUUAUCACGCCAAGACUGUGGCUACUGCAAACACGUUCAACGUUUUUCUUCAGGCAUCCGCCAAACGCCAAGAUCCUUGGUUCUAUCGGUACGUUCUGACAGAGAUGGAGAAAUCGGGAGUUCAGCCGAAUGGGCAUACCUGGAUGACUUUGUUGAAGUCUCUUGUUUCGCCAGGCCCGAGAAAGGAAUUGAUGAAACGUAUGAAGGAGUUUGGAUUACUUGAAGACACCAGAGUGCUUCAUGAUAUGAUAGAGCACGACAUCUCCUCGUUGGUUUCCGAUUCUCUCGAAGAAGGGAACGAUAUCCAGACUUUUCUAGAGUCGUUGGAACGGGAUUAUGGCAGCGACAUCAUAACGACAAACUUACUCAACCAGAUCCUGAAUGCAGUUUAUCUAAGACGAGACUUAAAACUCACGGCAGACAUACUUAAAAGCUUCGAACGAUUCGGAAUUGCUCCAAAUGCGAGAACUUUUACUGCCGCACUUUCCAUAUUCUUCCGUAUUGGUCCUGCUGUGGGGAUUAUGACACCAUAUCUGAGAGAACAUGAAUAUCUUCUUCACCACCGCCAUUACGACAUGUUGUUUCUUGACGCGAUAGCCUCGAAUGCGAUCAACGCAUGUCGAGUCAUUUGGAGAUAUGCCAGCAUGAGAGGCGAAACGAGUUCGACAAUGCGAUAUAUCGUCCUCUCAUCUCUUCUUGGUAAACGUUCAGCGCGGCAUGUGACCAACCCUGAGCACAUUAAUCAUCACAUUGGUUCUCUCGUUAUUGGAUUGAACUAUCCCCAGACACAACCCACGACAAGGGCCGCGUCGCUGGUACCUCCACAAUUCCAGACGAAUCCAUUGAUAUACCUGCUCCACAAUAGAGACAAUAUGCCGGCCUCCGAAAAGAUCAACCUUGUCAAGGCGUUGAUGGAGGACGACGUCGAGGGUGGACCACAACAUAUACCCCUUGAACCUUUUACGGUCAUGCUAGAUGCGGCCGUCAGACUCGAUUCAAGUCCAGAGUACAGUUGGGACAGGCCUGAGGGAGGAGGCCAUCCUGGCAUGAAGAAGUUGCCGACGAUUGAGAUUCUCAAACGCAUUAUAGAUGUUCCUAUAGAAUAG
Molecule: messenger RNA, 2565 nt
Organism: Talaromyces stipitatus ATCC 10500
Lineage: Eukaryota; Fungi; Ascomycota; Eurotiomycetes; Eurotiales; Trichocomaceae
Exons: 2
Coding region: 1-2565 (854 amino acids)
Molecular function (GO): protein binding
Source: RefSeq, a predicted model, not a curated record